GUUGCUAUGGUUUCGGGCAGGCGGCAGUGGACCUCCACAUGGCAGUGGAAGCAGUCAGUUUCAGUCACGUUUUAAUACAAACAGAUUAAAACACUGUAACCCGCAGCGCGAUGGGAAAAACCAAGAACACCCGCUACAAACGGCCGCAGUUCAGCGCGGACGGGCUCUCCGUGUCCGCUGUUAAGGACGUGCUGGAGGAAGAGGAGCAGCAGGAGGAGGCUGAAGAGUCUCCGGCGGUGGAGUUGCUGGAGAAGCUGCAGAGUCCCUGUGCAGAUGUGCGCGAGUAUGCGUCUGCGAGUAUCUCACGUGUUGUCCAGCAGAGCCAGACCAUCCCCAGCUUUCUGCAGAGAGAUGCAGUGAGGAGACUUGGACCACUACUACUGGACAGCAGCCUAGCGGUUCGAGAGACUGCUACAGGAGCACUCAGAAACCUAAGUGCCUGUGGAGGCCCGGAUGUGUGUGAGGAUAUGGUGCGACAGGAUGUGCUCACUCCCCUGACUGCCCUUCUGAAAGAGUGCUGUGGAGGAUUUCAGCCAAGUUCCAGCCCAGUGAAAAAGGAACAGAAGUACACAGUGGAGGGUGUAGCAAAUGAAGCUGUGAACUUACUCUGGAACCUCUGUGAGAGCAGCAGUACAGCAGUAUCUGUGUUUAAUAGAACUGGGCUUACGGAUGCUCUGUUGCUUUGCCUGGAGAGACAUCCACAGAACAUCCAACUCGCUGUAUCAGCAGCCCACUGUCUACACACAGUGACUGAGGAUAACUCAGAGCUGACAGGAAGUGUGAGCGGGGCAGUUCUGGCUGCUCUGGAAAAUGUACUGCUCUCCACACAGUCCAGCAUGGAGCACGUUCUGCUGCGCACACUGGCUGCAGGAUCAGUAUGGAACCUAAAGGCCUGCUUCUCCUCCCAGUGUCAGGCAGAAGCUCUGACCGCGGUGGUGGCCACUCUUGCCCACUGCCUCAGUCUGGACACUGGGUCACUGAUCCCUGAUCUGUGGCAGGCCCAGGAGAGCCGACUAGCCAGCAAAAGCACAGCUGAGCCAGUCUCAGCUUCAGCGCAUUCAGAGGAGCAGCCUGCAACAGGAAAUGGAGCUUCUGUGGAAGAGGAGGAGGAGAUGGAGGAGGGAGAUGGGGAGGUGAAGAAGAACGGUAGGAAGAAGAAUGGGAAACAUGCAAAGAUUGAUAAAGACAUCUCUGAUUUUCUACCUAGGGACAGGCUGGAGUUGAGGGAGGCCAUAGCCCUGCUGACAGCGCAGCAAACAUCACUAGAGAUCAUUGUCAACAUGUGCUGUUCAGAUGAGCCCUCUGAUGAUGAAUGGGAGGAGAUGUCGAGCAGUGAUGAGAGCGAGAUGUGUCUUGACGGCACUGACGGAAACACCAGCCUUCUCUCACCUCUCUGCCUUUCUGCUGAGCUACACACGACACUGCUCAACCACAGCGUACCCCAGCAGGUUCUGAAAAAAGCAGAGUUUCCCAGUGUUUCUGCUCUUGACAUCUGCCGCAAAGAUUCAUCAUGGAGAUGCCUCAUUAAAAAAAUGCAGCGGGUGCAGUGCCGGGCCUUAACGUGUCUUAAUAACAUUCUGUCUGCGAUGGAUGCGGAGUGUCUGGGUGGUGCUGCAGGGCUGCAGGCAGUCGCUCAGCAUCUCUCCUCUCUGGUCUUCAGCUCAGAAGAGGUCCUGAAGGAGGAGGAGUUUUUGGAGGCAGUGACGAGUGCCAUGCGCUCUCUCCUUCAGAUCAUGGCUUCCAAAAAAAUCCCUCAGUGUAUGAGCCCCCAGCAGCUGAUGAGUGUGUGUGAGGCAGCGACGAGGUGUGAGCUGGUCAGUGUGAGAGUGAACGCUCUGGCCAUUAUGGGCAUUACAGGAAGCACACUGGCUAAAGAGAACGGCUCUGCUGAAACACUGCAGCUGAUAGGGAAUGCGUUACUGAAUGUAGCAACAAAGGACGCUGACCUGGUGGUGUGUGGAGAGGCUCUGGACGCUCUGUUCGAUGUGUUUGCUGAUGGAGAUGAAGCAGAGAGUGCAGCACGGAGCAUCAAUCUGCUCUCAGCUCUCAAAGCCUUGCAGCCCAUCUUCAAAGCUAAGAUCCGGAAGGAAGGACGAGGUGGGAAGUACAGCCCAGAUCAGCUCUGCAUUCUGGACAACAUCAGAAUUAACCUGCGGAGGUUCAUCGGCUACCUGGAGACACUGAAGAAGAAAUGAGAGUCUGACUGACAUCCUUCCUCUGGAUCCUGCAGCCUUUUUCACCAGCUUUUAGGACUCUGUCUAGAGCUGAAGAACCAGGUUACCAUUGAUGGGGACUACAGUUUUAAUUUAAAUGUUAAUAAUUUAAGCACCAAUCAGGAAUCACGGAAACUGGCAGGCCGGUUUUUGUGAAUGCGUCGUAAGAGGCCUUCAGUCAGCACCACUACAUGCCUCUGCAGCUCUCAUGUCUAAAACACCUACAUGGUAAUGUGUCAGUUCAUAUUGGAAACACGUAAAAUGCUUGCAAGUGUUGGCUGUGGUUAUUAUUCUUUAAUAGUUAAAAAAUAUAUAUAUUCAUACAGGUGCAAUAUUAUUAUCUGUGGGUAUUAAAUACAUAAUACUAUUGCAUAAUCAAUAUUUCAUUUUUAUUGUAGACACAAUGCUCCUUUAAAAGGGGGAUUUUGCAUAUAUAUCUAUGCAUUUAUGUUUAUGAAGAAGUUGAAAAAAUACAUUUGGAGUGGAUCAAUAUGUUAAUAUUGAAAAGUAAAUUGUUCUGAUUUCUUCACAGUUAUGGUUAUAGGAACAAUGGUUUAACAAUAAUCGUUCAAAAUAAAAUCGUUAUUUGUACUACUUUAUUAUUUUAAAGUACACUUCUUUGUUUAACCAAAAACUGUGAACAUUUUAUUCUUUUUUUUUUUUUUUUUUUGUUUGAACAUUUUAUUCUUAAUUAUAUUAUAAUUAUACUAUGUUUAGUUUUGAUCAUUGCAAAAUAAUGGUAAAUGAAAAUGUAUGUUUUUAUUUUGAAAUCUGCCGCCUAGUUCCCAUCACCACUACUGUGAAAAAGUCUGAAAAAAAAUUGCCACAUUAUAACAGUCUACUCUGCAUCACUUUAUUCACAUAUUAGCAGUUGAGUUCUGUAGAUUUUUUUUUCUUUUAAGGUGGAAUUCUCCUUCAUAAUCUGACCUGACUGACCACCACUAGAGUGCAGUAUGGAGGUAGAUAAAGGAUCAAUUAGAGGACAAACAUGGAAAAACAAAUUGCUUUAAACUGUCAGGUGCUAAAACAAAAAAAAAAGCUAUGUUAAAAAAUAGUAGCAGCAGAUCACUGUGAAAUUACAACUUUUUUUUCGAAUAUAUAGAAGUAUAAAUAUGAUCAUUCUGGAUCUAUACAGCUCUGCAAAAAAUGAGACCACUCCAGUUUCUGAAUCAGUUUUUUCUGAUUUUGCUAUUUAUAGGUUUAUGUUUGAGUAAAAUUAACAUUGUUGUUUUAUUCUAUAAACUACACAGAACACUUCUCCCAAAUUCCAAAUAAAUAUACUGUAAUUUAGAGCAUUUAUUUGCAGAAAAUGAGAAAUGGCUGAAAUAAUAAAAAAGAUGCAGAGCUUUCAGACCUCAAAUAAUGCAAAGAAAACAAGUUCAUAUUCAUAAAGUUUUAAGAGUUCAGAAAUCAAUAUUUGAUGGAAUAACCCUGAUUUUUUUUUCAUGCAUAUUGGCAUGUUCUCCUCCACCAGUCUUGCAAACUGCUUUUGCUAGUGCAAAAAAUUCAGGCAGUUUAGCUUGGUUUGAUGGUUUUCAAAUUGGUAAAAUCAAAAACACAUAAUUUUAAGUGGUCUCUUAUUUUUUCCCCCAGAGCUGUAUAUGUGAGUCCUUUCUUACUGUUAUAUCAAACCAUAAUAUAAAUCUGGUGUUUUCUUGCUGGACUAUAUUAUGAAUGUGUAAGGAGGUGGUUAGGAUGUUGUCAUAAUAGUAAUAAUUCAAAAUUGCUGAAUAGUAAUGCUAGCGCUGGUACAAAGUGGCUUGCAGUUAAAUGCCAUUAUGUUACAUUACAUUACAAAUUUAAGCCAAUCAUGAAUGGUACGACUUAUUGUAUACAUGCCCAAUAUUAUUAAAAUAUCAAAUUUAAACUAAACUGACAUGCUUUAUUUAUUAGAAAACCCAACUGACUAAUUGUAAAAAACAUCAGCUAGGUAAAAUAUCAUAAAUUCUUGGAUUAUGUUAUGUCACAUAUGUCACAGGCUGAUGUAUUUUCAGUGAAAUUUGAGACUUGCAUCCUGUUCACACCUGGUCACUUAAUGCAGAUAGAAUCUGAAUUGUAUCAAUGUUAAGGUUUAUAUGCGUUUACACUCGAGAGUCAGACUGAAAUUGGAUUGCAGUGUGGAACAGAAUUUGGAAAUUUUGCUCAUUUUGUGACUAUUAUUAUUAUUGGUGUUUUUGGUGUCAGAUGGUUCUUGUCAAGAUGGCAUCAUUUACACUGCUAACAUAGUAGUUUGAUUUUGCUCAGACUACCUCCUGAAGUGGUUUGAGUAAUCGGAUAUGUAUAUGUUUUAAAUGCAUAUUGGACGUGUUUGUUUUUGUACACUUGUGUUUUUGUGUGGCUUGGCCUUCAAAUACAAUCAUCAUACUCAAGAUACUUAAGUUGUUUUAAUAAGAAUAAAAAGUACUUUGCUAGUUCUAUUCAACAUAUUAAAACAAUAUUGGACACCCAUUAAGGCCUGACCUGCAGCUGUUUCCUUUAAAAUUAGUUUUCUUUCUUACGUUUAGAGAUACAGGGUUUUGUUAGGACAGCAGUAAUUUUGUUGAUUAUGGGCAAAAAGAGAUUUGUUAUUGCCACUUCCAUGUUUUAGUGCCAGAUGUUCCAGCAAUCAGAUUUGUAUAUGUAUUAAAUGCAUGGGUGUGUUUACACUUAUCAAGAUAUAAUCCUGAUACUCAAUGAGCAUUAAGUGACUAGGUGUAAAUGGGCACAUUUCACAGUUUGCAGUUCUUCACUCCGUGGACAAGAAAAAGAACAUUGUCAUUUUAUUGUAAUAAUUUUUUUUUUCCUUUCCAUGUUCUCUGCAACGUAUUAAAACACAAUUGGACACAUAUUGAGUCUUAUAUCAUGGUUCCCAUUAAGAAUAGGGUUCUUUCCUAUAAAGAUUUGGAGAGACAGGGUUUUGAUAAAGCAGGGAGAGUUUGUUAAUCACAGUCAAAAAUGAUUGGUAUUUUGUGCCAAAUGUAAAACACUUUCAGUUCUGUUAAUACAGUUAGUAAUUUCAUUGCCAGCUUUAGUUUAAAUGCAACACAGUUUCUCUAAUUCCUGAUUGGAGCUUGAAGGACGUUAUUAACUUCAUUAUUGGUGUGAAAAAGUGAAUUUUACACCCCGCUGCUGGUGAAUUUCUCCUGGAUGAGGUUUGUCUCAGACAGACAUGUCCGUGCAGUCCAAGGUCGGUCAGAAUGCUGCUGUGGGCCUUAAGUGACUUAAGUGUUUAGCUACGAAAUGCCCGAUAGGAAUGUCUGAGGCUGAGGAUCUUCAUAUUUAAGACGUGACUUAAAAAGAAAACUGAGCCUCUCCUACUUUCCGCUCAGCCGGUCUGUUUGUUAGUGUUAUUUAGAUCACGUAGAAUAAUUAAAAAAAAAAAAAAACAGCCUUAAAUGCCAAAGUUUGUGGUCUAAACUUUUUUUUGUUUUUUUGUGUGCUACUUGUGAUCCAUUGUGGCACUACCUAUUAAUUAAAAAAGGAAAUAAUAAAAAAAAAUGUUCAGAGUUGUUAAAAGAAAAGGCAUUUAUUUAAAAGAUUUCUUUUUCUGAUUUGUGUUAUUUUAUUAAUUACACAAUUUUAUUGUUUUAACUCAAAACCUCUGUAUUUACUGUACCUUUACCUAUUCAAGCAGUUGUUUCUAUUUGUUUUUCUUAUAACUUCUCUUUCAUAUCUGAAAGUGUUUUAUUUUGAGUGUGUGUGUGAAAAAAAAAAUUGGAGUGAAGUUUUUAUGUUUGCAGAUUCUGGUGCUUUAAAUGAUUAAAGCUGAGGUUUUUGGUUAUGA
Messenger RNA from Astyanax mexicanus (Mexican tetra), 5976 nucleotides. RefSeq names its product HEAT repeat containing 3 (gene heatr3). The record is from RefSeq and is a predicted model, not a curated record. Bases 111 to 2195 code for a protein of 694 amino acids. The transcript has 15 exons. Lineage: Eukaryota; Metazoa; Chordata; Actinopteri; Characiformes; Acestrorhamphidae. Gene Ontology annotation, biological process: ribosomal large subunit biogenesis; protein import into nucleus.